CUUGAGAGGAGCAGCGCUGCAACAAACAAUCAAUGUCUGGUGGGUUCUUCAGUUCUUCAACGUGAUUUGUUUCUCUCACAUGCCUUGAGGGACAGUUACACGCAGUUACACGCAGUUGGGCACGCACCAAUCCCUGGGAUCCAACAAAUCACGCCUGACGAAAGAAAGAUGGAGGCCUCUUUGGCCGGGAAGCGGAUUCUGGUCACGGGCGUGGGACAAGGCAUUGGACGAUGUGUUGCCAAAAAAUUGCACUCGUUCGGAGUCGAAGUUCACGGGAUUUCUAGAACUCAAGCAAAUCUGGAGAGUUUGGCCCAAGAAUGCAGCGGAAUCAAAACUUAUUGCCAAGACAUUAGUCAAUGGGACUCGCUAAAAGUUCUCGUUGAGAGCCUCCCCGUUAUGGACGGUGUAGUCAACAACGCCGCCAUUAACAUCCUCGAACCCAUUGUCGAUGUUAAAGAAGAAAGUCUCGAUGCUAUAUUUGCCACCAACGUCAAGUCCAUCAUCAAUAUUAGCCAAACAAUGGCCAGAAAGAUGAUUGAUGCUCAAAGGCCCGGAGCAUUUGUCAACGUCUCGUCUCAGGCUUCAUUGGUGGCUCUCGAGGAUCACGUGUCCUACGCAGCCUCCAAAGCGGCUGUCGAUCAAAUCACUCGUCUCAUGGCGUUGGAGUUCGGAAAAUAUAACAUUCGUUCCAAUUGCAUUAAUCCAACAGUGGCACUCACAGACUUGGGAUUGCUGAAAUGGUCUGAUCCGGCUGUGGCCGAUCCCAUGAGGGAGAAGAUUCCUCUGAAAAGAUUUGCGGAGCCCCAAGAGAUAGCAGACGUGAUCAUCUAUCUAUUGAGCGACAUGGCAUCAAUGGUCAAUGGAAUCAUCAUGCCCGUGGAUGGUGGCUACACCGCUUGUUGAGCUAAGCCUCGGGAUCCAACGCACAUGGGCGGCGAAACUCUUGUCCGUGCGAACGAAACCAAAUAUUGGCAAUUGUUUUCGAUCCCAAUAACACCGGACAGCCCGAGUGCAACGUG
Tigriopus californicus is the source of this 1019-nucleotide messenger RNA. RefSeq names its product L-xylulose reductase-like. Gene Ontology annotation, biological process: glucose metabolic process; xylulose metabolic process. The transcript has 5 exons. Gene Ontology annotation, molecular function: carbonyl reductase (NADPH) activity; L-xylulose reductase (NADPH) activity. Lineage: Eukaryota; Metazoa; Arthropoda; Copepoda; Harpacticoida; Harpacticidae. The record is from RefSeq and is a predicted model, not a curated record. The coding region runs from base 169 to 903 and encodes 244 amino acids.